This is a messenger RNA of Cotesia glomerata, 1325 nucleotides long. RefSeq lists its product as uncharacterized. NCBI's taxonomy places the organism in Eukaryota, Metazoa, Arthropoda, Insecta, Hymenoptera, Braconidae. The transcript has 5 exons. Bases 320 to 1180 code for a protein of 286 amino acids. The record is from RefSeq and is a predicted model, not a curated record.
AAUUAAGAAAUAACGUGAAUAUACAUAAGCGUCCCGCUGGACGUUAUCCCACUUGACCUGUUUUUUUGAGAGAGCAUUGUAUUGAGUGAACAUAUGUACUUAUGCAUUUAGGGGCUGCAGUAACUAUACAAUUCAAGAUCUGGUAACUUUUCGCAGAUAAUUUUAUUAACGAAUAGAAACGCAGAACGAUACAUAAGCCCUUAUACUAUAUACUCAAUUCCUUCUUUCUCCUUGGACCGUCGACGGAAUAACAUCUCCCGGUACUUCGAGACGAUUCAAGUUUUUAUUCAUUGUGCUGUUAAAAAAAAAAAAUCGAGUUAUGUCCGCUCAAUCGCUUAUUGCAUCGUUUACCCAUGAUGAAGAAAUUGAUGAAUGGGUCGUCGGAGACGAGAGUGUCGAGCUUAAAGGUUAUGUGAAUGCCAUUGAAGGGACCAAAAUGGUAACAUCUAGCAAAUAUCCAGGAAAACUCGUCCCAUUGUACAAAAUUGUAAUCGACAAUGGAGGUACGAAACGUGUACGCGCAGUUUUCUGGGGUAGAGAUGCAGAGAAGAAUUCACCCAUUAUCCACGAUAGAACAAUAAUCGAGAUUAAACGUGGAAAAGUAACCCCCGGAAAUGUAGCGUUUAACAACCCUGCUCAUCGAAUCUCACUUCUCGAAUUGUACAUUACAUCGGCAUCAACAGUUACAAUUUUUGAUGAAAAGUUUGAGAUCUUCGUUGAACCUGUUCAGGUACUUGAUUUACCGAUGAUCUAUUUCAAGGAUUUGGAUGCAACUGUUUGUGUACAAGGGUAUUUGAAGCAGGAGUUCGACCCCAUUAAGUCAUAUGGAUCAAUUUACGGUGCGGGUGUUUUGGUCGAUGGUGAGACACGGCUGCCGGUUAAAAUCGAGAAAUUCAACCCGUCAUCCACAAAAAUCCCAAAAGGGACUUUCUUAAAAAUGACAGGAGUAGUUGCUACCAAUGCCACUGGACCGCCCUGUUUAAAGGUGACGUCAAUAGACGAUGUUCAGAUUUGCAGUGACGUUGCAGUACUGGCUCCCGAAAUAUUAAGUCCAAUGGGACGGCGUCCACCAAGCAAAAGGAAAGUCGACUUCACUUUUGACAUUGCCGAGAAGGAGAAAGCUGCCAAAAAAAAAGGCAUAAAUCUUAAAUGUCUCGCGACUCGCCUAAUUUUGAUUUGAAUUAUUUUGGAAACCCUUUUUACUUGUUUUUUUAGCGUUCUAUUUUGAUAUGACUGUCAUAUCAUUUAAUAUCUUCAAAUUUAUGAUUUUUCUUUAAUAUUUUUUUGCCUUGAUAUGAGAUUUUUAAUUUAAAUAAUUUAAUGUG